Messenger RNA from Schizophyllum commune H4-8, 1830 nucleotides. RefSeq names its product DUF572-domain-containing protein. Gene Ontology annotation, biological process: mRNA splicing, via spliceosome. Bases 29 to 1423 code for a protein of 464 amino acids. Gene Ontology annotation, cellular component: U2-type catalytic step 1 spliceosome. The transcript has 8 exons. The record is from RefSeq and is a predicted model, not a curated record. Lineage: Eukaryota; Fungi; Basidiomycota; Agaricomycetes; Agaricales; Schizophyllaceae.
AGCGCUCCCUUGACCGCCAACCGCCACCAUGUCCGAGCGCAAAGUCCUGAACAAAUACUUCCCGCCCGACUUCGACCCGGAUCUUAUUCCGCGGCGCAAGGGGACGAAGAACUCGCAGCAGGUCGUCCGUCUCAUGGCCCCGUUUUCUAUGCGCUGCAAUACGUGCGGCGAGUAUAUCUACAAGGGAAAGAAGUUCAAUGCGCGCAAGGAGACAGUGCAGGGGGAGGACUAUUAUGGGAUUAAGAUCUUUAGGUUCUACAUCAAAUGUACGCUGUGUUCGGCGGAGAUCACGUUCAAGACAGACCCAAAGAACACGGACUAUGCGGCGGAGCACGGCGCGUCGAGGAAUUUCGAGCCCUGGCGUGAGGAGAAGGAGGUCGAGGAGGAGGAUCGGCUGGCAAGACUGGAAGAGGAGGAGAACAACCCGAUGAAGGCGCUCGAGAACCGCACGGUGGACUCGAAGCGGGAGAUGGAGAUCCUCGACGCGCUGCAGGACAUCCGCGCGCGGAAUGCGCGGAACGAGCGCAUGGGGCAGUCGGUGGACUUGCUCGCGAAGAUUGAGAUGGAGGAGAUCGAAGACGAGGAGGAUCAGGAGCGCAAGCGGUUGGAGGAGGAGGACGAGAAGAUUGUGCAGGAGGUGUUUGCGAAGGUGCGCGCGGGGCCGGGGCCGUCGGGGAGUGGGUCGAGCGCGGCGGGAGGGGCGGAGGAGCCGAAGGUGGUGACCGUGAAGCGCAAGGCGGCGGACGACGUCGAGCCGGACUUGCACAGUUUGCUCCCGGAGUCGGCGAAGACGCUGAUCAAGACGUCGACGGCGGCGAUGGGGGCGAAGAAGAAGACGAACAAGCUGGCGGGGAUCAAGGUGAUCAAGGAGAACUUGAGAGCGGCGAUGAGUAAGUGCUUCGAGGCGAGUGUGGCGGGGAGUCGCGCUACGAAGAAGGAGCAAGAGGCGGCACGGAAGGCGUUGGACAGUUAUGUGGAGGGCAUGAUCACAGCGAUGAAGGCGAAUGUACGCGUCAAUGGGCAGGAGAUGGACACGGUGAAUGAGGAGGAUCUUGACACCGAACCCUUCGACGAGGCCCUCGACCGCAAGAUCUGGUCCCUCAACGCGACAAACCUCGACUGGCACAAGCAGCUCGCGCACCAGAGCAAGACGCAGCCGCAAGAAAUAGAGGAGAAGAUGAGGGAGCUAGUGCAGGAGCGGCUGGCGGUGGACGCGGCGCCGGCGGGGAGAGUGGAGGAGGAUGGGGAGAUGGAGGUGGAGGAUAUGGCGGAUGCUGAAGCCAUCUUCGAGCAGAUCGAGGAGGUCUUUACGGAGACGUCUGCACUCAAUCGGGAGGUUGUGCAGUCGCUGAGUACACAACAAGAACGCAUCGCGCGCGAGGUGAUGGUGGAAGCCGAUAUGCGGCAGGCGGGGAGGAUGUGAGGUGCGCGCUGCGCGUGUAUAGGGAGGAUGCUGCUGGUGUACAGAAGAGUUCGCAAGUGUACAGGGAGUACAAGAGGGUGUGCGGGUGUACAUGUGUGCUGCCGACGCGCACUGCUCGGCAACAGGGGAAGCGAAGACGGGACCGGGAACAUUUUCCAUCUCUGCAGACUAUGACCCUCGGAAUCCACCCCGACCGCGGGGUGCUCCGCGCCCGCCACCGCGCCCUCUUGAUGCGCCUCCGCCCCAGCCACGGUCGCCGCCACCACCAUAUCCACCUCCACCACCGAAGCCGCCGCGACCACCGCCGCGGGGGCCUCCCCGGCCGCGCGAUUGGAAUCCUCCACCGCGGGGUGCACCACGUCCGCCGCCCCGGCCGCCUGGACCACCUCGUCCUGCACCGCGCUUUU